CCUCCGUGCAAGCCAAGUUAAGUGCUUACUUGCCCCAUCGUCUUCACCACCUCGCCUGCCUACCUACCUACCUAGUCACUCACUCGACUUCGAACCACGUCGACGUCUUUUUUUCUUCCCUCCCUCCUCUUACCUUACGUGAUUCUAAUCUCGUCUUCUCACUCUUUACCACCGUCCCCCUUUUCGCUCGCUUGCUCUUCCGAGCCUUCACCUUCUCGUCCAUAAUAUCUCGACCGUUUCCUUCCCGUCCUAUCACUAGGACGGACACCUUUGCUGGUUUUGUGCGCUGUAUGGGAAGUUCGUCCCGUCCCUCCCCUCCUCCUCCUCCAGACAAUCUCGUGUCCCAACCGGGUAUCACCUUCGAAGGUCUGCCUCCACGUCAUUGUCCUCCUCUUAAACUGUCGCCAUCACUCUCACUCACCACUGUUAAAUCUGGCCGAUGUAACCCUUUCCCUCCCCCCCAGCCGUCUCUCCAGAGCAGUUGCGUCUUCAUGCCGCCCCUGUCACGUAUUUCGACAUAGCUGCUCCUGUCAAUGCAGCUCGCUACCAUGAUCGCAUCUCCCAAUUCCCGCCGAUUCCGGGUCGCCGGCGUCAUUGCUGCCUUGGCCCUGGUCGCGCUCAUCCUACAUCUCCGCCUGCGGUGGCAGCCGGCGCCCUUUGAAUAUGCCCACGAAUACUAUCAGAGUGUCCGAAGCUAUUUUAAAGGUUCGGUAUACAACAAUACGUUGUACACAGACGGAAACGACAUGGUCGAUCCCUACUUCAACUCUUCCGCCCCGUGUGCCAAUUUCCCCAAUACCGACGGCGUGCUCCUGGUCAUGAAGACCGGCGCAACGGAGGCCUUCGAUCGGAUGCCCACCCACCUCCUCACCACCUUGAGCUGUCUCCCCGAUUUCCUCCUCUUCUCCGACAUGGAGCAGCAGAUUGGCCCGUACCACAUCUUCGAUGCUCUGGCCGAGUUUGAAGAAUCGGCCAAGGCCCAUAAUGACGACUUUGAUCUCUACCGCAACCAGAAGGAGUGCCCCGUGUCGCAGAAAUCUUGCAUCGACGCGAAAUCUGAAGGUCAUAAGGCCUGGAAUCUGGACAAGUACAAGUUCCUCCCCAUGAUGGAGCAGACUUGGCGGAUGCGCCCCAACCACGACUGGUACAUCUUUGCCGAGGCCGAUACCUACAUUUUCUGGGCCAACAUGAUCCACUGGCUGAAGAAGCAAUCUGGUUUCGACCCCCGAGAGAAGCUUUACCUGGGCAGCCGGAGCUUUAUCGGAGGUACUCCGUUUGCCCAUGGCGGCUCCGGAUAUAUUCUCAGCGGUACGCUGUUGCGUCAUCUGAUCGAAUAUCAUCCUGGCGUGGUCAAGCAGUACAACGUCAAGGGGAGCAACGAGUGCUGUGGCGACUUGAUGCUGGCCAUGGCCCUGGAAGAGUAUGAGAGCGUCAAGGUCCGGCAAGCCUGGCCCAUGAUCAACGGCGAGAAGCCCAGCACCCUGCCGUACGGACCGGGCCAUUGGUGCGAGCCGCUUCUUACUAUGCAUCACAUGAACUCGGAGGAAAUCAGCAGCGUUUGGCAGUUUGAGCAGACGAGAAAGGUCGAUCGCAUUCUCAUGAUCCGGGAUGUAUACGAAGGCCUCAUCCAACCGAAGAUGCAAGUGUCUCGGGCCAAUUGGGAUAACUUGUCGGACGAUGUCUGUUACAUCAACCCGGAUCCCGAAGCCCAGGACCGUGCCGAAGGCCACUUCCGCGACCGCCAGAAGAAGCAGGAGGACAUGAAUGACGUCGAGAAGGAGGCGUGGAAAUCGUGGGAGAACUGCGCCAAAGUGUGCGCGUCUCAAGACGAACCCGACGACAAGUCCUCGAACGAGAAGAAGCGGAGCCGAACCUGUUUCCAAUACCGCUGGCACGAAGAGGUGUGCUGUACGGCUAAGAGCUUCAAGCUUGGUGCUCCCAAGCCGGCUCCGGGCGAUAGCAGCUCGAAAGCCAAGUGGAUGAGCGGUUGGCAUCUGAAAGGCAUCAAUGAAUGGAUCGACGCUAUGGGCGAGUGCAAGGAACCCGCAUGGAAGAAGGCCGAACUGUGAUACCGUCUAAGGUGGGGAAAGCGUGCGGGAGCCGGAAAAAUAAUAAAGACCCGCUAGGGAGAGGGGAGGCGGGUUAAAAAACAUUGUUCGCGAUGUUAAUCACGAAUCCACGAAGGGUGUCACCGAAAAGGGAAGGGAAAAGGAAUGAAACAGGUGCAGUUUCGGGGGAUCUAGCAUUAGGGCCACUACGUACUUGAACAUAUAGUACGGCCGUACCAGGGGGGGUGAGGCUCUCUCAUGGCCACCUUGUUCACGAUGGGGAUACCAUAUCACGGCGUUCUAGGCACCUUGUCGUCAGGAGCGACGGACAUGUUUCGCGUCAUUGUAUACAGGAGGGAGAUAGGGACGAAGGUGAAAAAACCUUGAUAAGACUUGCGCAUCCUGCGCUUUUACUUUGACGCCGGCGCGUAGGAAGGAGAGGCGAGGCGAGGCGAGGCGAGGUGAGGUGUGAUGAAGGGGAAGAGAAGUAGUUACGAUAAGGUGUAGGCGGAGGAGUUGGGUUCAGUAUGCUUAGGCGGGGAGAGUUCGGGAGGCGGUUGAUGCUGCCAGAAUCCGGGAAGGUUAAGACUAUGCUUAGGGUUCCAGGGUAGAAGUUCAGGGGCAAGCCCAAAUACCCGCCUGUCCGAACAUCACACCCUACCCAAGUGACAUAGGUUUAAGUAGGGAAGCAGGUAGAGAGAUCGGCUCAUGGCCCUGUCAUCGAUAAGAUGUGCGGUAAAGGGAGGG
Molecule: messenger RNA, 2795 nt
Organism: Durotheca rogersii
Lineage: Eukaryota; Fungi; Ascomycota; Sordariomycetes; Xylariales; Xylariaceae
Product: glycosyltransferase family 31 protein
Exons: 3
Coding region: 534-2069 (511 amino acids)
Source: RefSeq, a predicted model, not a curated record